Messenger RNA from Helianthus annuus (common sunflower), 1378 nucleotides. RefSeq lists its product as uncharacterized. Lineage: Eukaryota; Viridiplantae; Streptophyta; Magnoliopsida; Asterales; Asteraceae. The coding region runs from base 157 to 576 and encodes 139 amino acids. The record is from RefSeq and is a predicted model, not a curated record. The transcript is spliced from 7 exons.
UUUGUUUGUGUGGUAAAGUGGUAGUGUGUUUGUUUCAGCUCAUCAGUCUCCGGGGUUCGACCCUCUGUUGUCAAGCCCUAAUUUUCCCCCCACAGGUUUUUUUAAUGCUUCCCUUGUACAUUUCAACUGAGGCCUGGUGUCUAAUUACACGGAAAAAUGUUUGAUUUACUUAUACCAGUGUUGAUUGCAUGGUAUCUUCUUCCAUUUCUUUUGCUAAUCUGCUUCUCAUCUUCUCAGGUGUUGGUGUUUCAAGAUUUCCGAGUGUGUCUCUUCUUCUCUUAUGCAGGUCUUCAGCUGCAGUCAACUAACGCAACUUACGUCUUCGUGAACCCUCAUCAUUUGGAAGCUGAGCUAUUGAAAGAAAUGUGGCAAAACCAGGAACCACAUCAUCCAGCACUACAAAUCAUGCCCGAUAACUAUGUACCAAUAGCUGAUCUACUCCAACUUCAGACCACCGAGAUAAAGGGGAGGACAUUCAAUAUCAAAGCUGAAAUUAUAGAAAUUGAAACGACCAAAGGAUGGUCAUACACAGCAUGUCCUAUAUGUAAUCAGUCAGUAUUACAAGUCAACACCUAAUGGUUCUGUACAAGAGAUGGCAUGCAAGUGAAAGCAAACACCAUGUAUCGAAUCAUCGUUACACUAUCUGACAACACCGAAAGAAUCAAGGCAGUAAUUUUCGACCACGCCGUCAGGCAACUAUUAGGAAUGACAUGUGAAGAAUUAGCCGAAAAAGAAGACCCCAUCAAUACCCGGUACUCACUCAUGGCCAAAGAAGCAUUGAUGAGCAUUCAAUUGCAACACGACAAGAGGAUGCGUACACUAAAAUGCAUCGUCAACAAAGCUUCAUAUCCAGCUGUAGAAAACAUUGAGGCAACCUCCUCCAGUGUCGCUGAUGCAACAAAGACACCCGCUCCAACCACGCUAGGUCAAAAAGGAAACACUGCAACUGGAGCGAAACGUCAACUGGAAUUCGAUGACUCAGAUCCAACAUUGAAAAGGCCUGGGAAACGCAGCCUCACCAACUAACACCCAGUUAACAGUAGUUUUAUCUUUUGUCCACCAAUAAAAAGAACCACUGGUGGGAUAGCAGUCAACAGCUAACUCCUUUUGUAUAGAUAAUGGCAUGAUGCAAUCUAGCUUAAUACAAUAAGAAACCUAGGCGGAACAGCAGUCAGGGGCAACACGUGGUCAGCUGAUUCUUUUUGCACUAAAUAUGUCAAUUGCUUACAAACAACGUAAUACACCAACCUUGUAAAACAAGAAACUGGUGGUUGUAUGUUGAUGACACUUAACAUGUAUGCAUGGCUAUACCAUUUUUUGUUGGCUGCAUCCAUUAGGAGCAGCAUGAUAAGUAAAUGCAACUUAGUUAUUAACAUCA